AUGGCAUUAGUGCUUGUGGAUAAUGGUUACACUGGGACACUGGGAAGGAAAAGGAUUGUGGUUUACAACAAUGGGGAAGCUUCUCCUCCAUUGACUCCGUUGAAGAGAAUGUCAGUGAUAAAGGUGUUGUGUGGUGUGGACCAUGAAGAUUUGAAGCAGCUUUUUCAUGUCUCCAAAACGAUUAGAAAAGCAACUCUGAUUGCGAAGCAGCAUUUUGACUAUUUAACACCGAAGAAGAAAAUUUUGGCUUUUCCUAUUCUAUUUGAAACUCCAAAUGCACCAUUGAGGAAAUACAACAAGUCAAGGUUGAACGGGAGAAAGCUGGCUGAUAUCGCGGGAACCUUGUUUGCUUCAAUGGACGGAGAAUAG
Molecule: messenger RNA, 369 nt
Organism: Gastrolobium bilobum
Lineage: Eukaryota; Viridiplantae; Streptophyta; Magnoliopsida; Fabales; Fabaceae
Product: F-box protein At1g61340-like
Exons: 3
Coding region: 1-369 (122 amino acids)
Source: RefSeq, a predicted model, not a curated record